AUGUUGCAAUUGACAUUGAAAAGUGCUGUUUCAAAUUCAUGGAAUCAGCUGUUGAAUACGUCAAUACAGAGGCAAGCUGUUGACUCCAAUGAUUCUCAAAAUAACCUCAGUGGCAGCUGUCCACUUCAACAAAGCCACCAAUUGCUUCAAAAUGAACCACAGGUGUUGCAAACACCUAUGCCAGCAUCAUCAGUUAUGCAACAAAACAAUCUAAUUAUACAACUGGAUCAGAUACACCAAGAUCAUCGAUUUGGGCAUCAUAAUGUUCUUCCAUCUGCUCAACAGUAUUGCUCAGUGAAAGAACAAAACCGUGUAGAAAACUGCCAACAACCAUCACAAUUCUUAAGUCUGCCGGUCAGCUCACAUGAGCAGAGUAUUCAGUUUCCUGAUGCUAGGCUACAGGAAUCUCACAUGCCAAGUACUUCUCCUCAUUCUCAAACCUUAGUUGGUAAGAAUAAGCAUAGUUCUCAGUCACAGAUGACAAGUGCAAAAGCUGCAUCAGCAUCUGUCUCCUUUCCUGAUGCUGGCAAUAUCAAUGCAGCUGAUUGGAAGCUUCUCAUUGACCAGUAUCAACGUGCUAGGUCGACGUACUUACCUGAGCUAAAUAAAUUACUAAAGAGAGCUGAGGAACAGUGUUUUCAGGGACAGAAUGCAAAGCAACUUGAAACAGUUAAACGUGCCAGGGAUGUGAUUAAACUGAUGAUCAAGUUUUUACACAUUCCAGAAAGUGAAUUGUUACACAUCUCCAAAGAAAUAGUGUAUCAGUAUUUGAACCAAAUUAUACAAUACUUCAAUUCAUUAAGUAAGAAGAGUACUACUUCUUCCAGUAAUCAAGCACCACAAUCCUCUCAUGGACAGAUUCUUGUGAACAAUGUGCUAAUGACGCCAUUAGUGAAUACCACCCUGAUAAGAAAACCCAUGUCACAGAGGCCAGAGGAUGGGUCUUCACAUUCACAACCAGGUGUUCUGAAUUCACCUCUUUAUGAUUCUGCACACGCAACAAAGCAGGUGGAUAUGAAGACCCUGCAGCUCCAGGUUCCUGAGGACAGUGCAGACAAAAAUGUUCAUCUUAAUGUGAAAAAAAAUCCACAACAAAAUCAGAUAACAAGUGUGAACCAGACUACAGAAGUUCUGCGAAAAAAGAAGCCACAAAAUCUGCCAGAAAAGAAAAGUGAUUACAUGAAUUCAAUGUUCCCACCAAUGACAAAAGCCACUUCCAGGACUAUUUGUCAGCAAUCAUCUGGUACCUGCCUUAUGUCUGCUAAACCACUCCAAAGUUAUUCUGCACAACCCGAGAAGAAAAGAAAUGCAUCAUUUGUUUUGGAUCAUAGAGAAAUGUCACAUCCUAAGCCCAUAGUCAUUGCAGUUGAUUCACCUUCAACUCCUAUUACACCAACUUCUGCACCAAAGGAAAUUGUGAAGUCUGCUAUGUCUGUUUCUCCUACAAAGUUUCAAGCUAGCAAAGCUCAAUGUGAGACUGAGGUACAAGACAAGGAUCUUGACUUUGAAGCACCUGGGGUAUUAGCUUCUCCCUUGCCUUCUGAUUCCAUUGGUCCAGAAAAUAACCAACUUCCACAUUGUGCAAAGCGGCCUUUUGAGCGCUUAAUUCAAGCAGUGCAGCGUAUUUCUAAGGAAGCUCUGAGGAGUUCCAUGGAUGACAUUGCCUCAGCCAUGAGUGCUGUGAAUAACUUGCCCGCAUAUGCAAAUGAUGUUGAUUCACCAGCAGUAUAUUGUAGUACUGGCGAUGGAUACACAUCCUGUAAAAAAAUGAAACGUGACAUAAAUUCAGUGAGAGGGGUUGUGUCGGCCUUGAAAAAUUAUGGUUCGUGCAGAAAAAAGUCGAGAAAAGAGGUCAAUAACGAUUUAAUGGAUGGAAUUAGACAAACCAACCAGAGACUUAUUGAGACAGUGCUAAAAGUAUAUUGUGAUUUUGAUUCUAGUCACGAUGAGACCAUCAUCAAAUGUACCUAUAAACCUGUGUCCUGUAGUGGAAGUUUUAAGAGACAUUUUGGAUUUAUGGAAUCAAUGUUGACUCUUUCAAUCGAGAUUCUUGUUCCUUCGUACUACCCUAAUACCGCUCUUAAGAUCUUAGACAGGCAACCUGAUGGAUGCUGUAAAGAGACUAAAGAUUUGACGGAGAAGGCAAGAGCUAGAUUUGACAGGUGCAUUAGAGGCCUUGUGUCGCUAGGACUAGGAGACAUGGCUCGAGCUUGGGAUGAUAGUGCUCGAUCUGUUAUUUCCGACUUUACCCUUGGUCUUGGAGGAGAAUCUUUCAGCUCUAAGUAUGGCACCUGGGAGUGUGUUUCAGCAGUUUGAUGAAAAUCUAAGUGAUAUAUAUAGUAGGAAAACAGAAGUGAGGAACUCUCAUUCUGAAUUUCUGAUGCUCGGUUGAGGCUAUUAGGAUAUUACUGCCUUGUCCCUAUCUUGUGAAUAUGCCAAUACCAAUAUAAAUAUAAAAUACUUUUUGGUAAAUACGUUAAGAGGUUGUUAUAUACACCCGGUUGUACCGUAUACCCAUGAAUAUUUAUUCUCAUUUCAAUAAUUAUUUUUCAUUUUAUCAUUAAAUGAAAAGCAAAAACUAACUUUAGGUUAGUUGGGUGUACUAUAUACCCGGGUGUGUAUAAAAAAUAAAAAUAAACAGUUACUCCCUCCGUGUUUUUUUAA
Messenger RNA from Chenopodium quinoa (quinoa), 2664 nucleotides. Its product is annotated as mediator of RNA polymerase II transcription subunit 15a-like. The transcript is spliced from 10 exons. Bases 1 to 2316 code for a protein of 771 amino acids. Lineage: Eukaryota; Viridiplantae; Streptophyta; Magnoliopsida; Caryophyllales; Amaranthaceae. Gene Ontology annotation, molecular function: chromatin DNA binding; transcription coactivator activity. The record is from RefSeq and is a predicted model, not a curated record.